Emericellopsis atlantica is the source of this 1817-nucleotide messenger RNA. Its product is annotated as fungal-specific transcription factor domain-containing protein. NCBI's taxonomy places the organism in Eukaryota, Fungi, Ascomycota, Sordariomycetes, Hypocreales, Bionectriaceae. Gene Ontology annotation, cellular component: nucleus. Gene Ontology annotation, biological process: positive regulation of transcription by RNA polymerase II. Bases 333 to 1817 code for a protein of 494 amino acids. The transcript is spliced from 2 exons. The record is from RefSeq and is a predicted model, not a curated record. Gene Ontology annotation, molecular function: zinc ion binding; DNA-binding transcription factor activity, RNA polymerase II-specific; transcription cis-regulatory region binding.
CUUUUCAUCUGCGCACCUCGUCAUACUCCGCAACCUUAAUUCAUUAGUACGUAUGCUCAAGCCAUCGACUGUAAUCCAGCUACUUCCUAGUGUUGGCCCCCCCUCGCGUGUGCGUGGACACCGAGACCGUGUGAAGCUGCGCAGGGGCCUCGCCCAUCCGCGGACCAAGUACGUAUUCCAACGGUGAAGACAACGAGGACGUGGUCAUUGCCUCUCAGGCAGCUUUCACUGUGCCAGGCAGUGGGUGAGUAGCCAUCACACCGCUUUGACCAGAGUCAGCCCCCUUAGUCCUCCCCCUUUUGAGCGCAAUCAGCCAAGCUGCUGCACGCAAUAUGCGCCAGCAGAGGACACGAAGUGGAUGCCUCACAUGCCGCGCGAGGAGGAAAAAGUGCGAUGAAGUCAAGCCACGAUGCGCCGGCUGCCGACGCAACCAGAUCCCAUGCAACUGGCCGCCACCUCCUCCUCCUUUGUCUACCCAACCCUCGACAACUGUCGCCCAACGCACAGCAUCUCUGAGGCGCAAAGUGGAUGACAUCCCUCCCGCCCGGCCGGCAGUGUCUAUCAGACCCACGGACUCCCUGUCAGUCCUCUGGUAUCAGCACCAGCAGCAUGUGUCCGUCAUACCGCCCCCCGUUCCCAUGGUCCACCGGGGCGCCGACAGCGAUGGUGGCGGCCAGCGCCCUUGUGCUUUGACACCCCUAUCCGUCUCCAUUUUCUCGCACUUCCUUACACACACGGCUUCCUUCUUCGCCAUGGGCCCCCUGCAGGACAACCCCUUUGUCACCCUCCUGGUCCCGCUGGCCUCGACGGACGACCUCCUCAUGCAUGCGCUGCUGGCCCUGAGCGGCGCACACAUGGCAUCUCAGGACCCUAGAAGCCAAGGUGUUGCCCGCGCCACGGCACUGCAUUAUGCACGGUUAAUAAGUGGGCUGCGAGCCGAAUUUGGGCGUCUUCAAGAGGGCGAUCUUGCCAAGAAGGAGAGGUUGCUGUGCCUGCUGCUGGUGGCCUGUCACUACGAGUCACUCGUAGCCAGCAGAAGCAUGAACACAGAAAACGGGCUGCUUUACCAUGCAUCACCGUUCAACAACGGUCUUCUUGGAUUCAGUCUUGAGCUAUACACAUACACCAUGCUGUGCAAUCUUGGCAUGCAUCCUCCAUCCACAGGGUCUGUCGCCGACCUCCUUGUCAUGCCCUUUGAGGACAUGUCCAAGUUCCCUACCUUUGGCGCCCUCUUCGCCGGCAGUCAUGAUCUGUACCGACUCAUCCCCGAGAUCGAUGCGCUCGCGUGGAGGCGUCGGGUCGAGGAGAGAAAUGGCCUUGCCCGUCCCAGCAUACCCCUCGUGCAAGACCACGAUAGCCUGCACAGUCGUCUCAGCGCGUGGGCGAUGGCGCCGCCCGCCUGGCCGGGGGAGAGAGACAGAGACUUAAAGUGCGCUUCUGCCGAGGCCUUGCGCCACGCACUGCACAUAUACCUCGCCACGGCUCUCGCGGGCUCCGUCGUGACCGGGGCGACGUGGUGUGCCGUUCGUCGUCGUGCGGGUGCCUUGUUCCCGUAUAUCCGGACCCUCGUGGCCUCGCAGCACUACGUGGCGACGCUGGUCUGGCCCGUCAUGAUCGGCGCGUCGUGCAUCGUCGAGCCUGAACCGCAAGCAUUCUUGAUGCAGCAGAUUCGCUCAAACUGGUCUGGCAUGGGCCACGUUGGCAUGAUGGCGGAUGUUUUGCAACUCUUGUGGGACGAUCCCGACCCUGAAGCAUUCGGACCGCGUGGACUGAACAUGAUUAUGGAAAAGAAUAACAAGACAAUCUGUAUACUAUGA